Messenger RNA from Saccostrea cuccullata (small rock oyster), 1545 nucleotides. Its product is annotated as 4-galactosyl-N-acetylglucosaminide 3-alpha-L-fucosyltransferase 9-like. Gene Ontology annotation, cellular component: membrane. NCBI's taxonomy places the organism in Eukaryota, Metazoa, Mollusca, Bivalvia, Ostreida, Ostreidae. The transcript has a single exon. Bases 32 to 1201 code for a protein of 389 amino acids. Gene Ontology annotation, molecular function: fucosyltransferase activity. The record is from RefSeq and is a predicted model, not a curated record.
UGGUUACACUGACCGUGAAUGAAAAGCAGAGAUGAGAAAAGAUAAAUGUAGAAUCGUGAUACCGGUACUAGCCUUGUGCUUCCUUCUUCAGUAUGCAUUUUACCACAUCUGGUUUAUUGAUCUAAACCAAUCAUACGAUUUCAAGACGAGCCGCCCGGAAUUAAAGUUCAUCGUACCAGAAAGAGAUAGUACAAGCAAAGCGGCUAAUCAAAAGUCUAGCAAUUCAAAAAGUGCUGUAAAACAAACAGAUGUCAAAUCUAGGUACAAUAUUGUAUUUUAUAACAUGCCCUCUUGGAUGUCAAUGGAAUUUAAAACUUUGGAUUCCUCUAAAUGUCCACAUCAUGCAUUGAAACACAAAUGUUCUGUGUACCUUAAGAACAGCUACUAUAAUUCUUCAAAGAGUGUUAUCUUCUAUGGAGAAAACCUACCCGCACAAGUUCCAAACAGACGAAAGGGACAAAUGUGGACAUUCUUUUCAAUUGAGUCUCCAUUUCUGUAUUCUGUACCCCAACAAUGGAAGGAUAAAUUCAAUUGGACAUUGACAUAUAGAAGGGAUUCUGAUUUCUCUUACUUUUAUGGAAAGGUAGGUAAAAGACAGGUUCCUCUGACACGAAAUUACUCAGAAAUAUUUCGAAAAAAGAAGGAGACUGUUGCCUGGGCAGUCAGUAAUUGUAAAACGUCUUCAAAACGGGAAGACUACAUCAAAAAACUUAAGGAAUAUAUUAAUGUUGAUGUAUAUGGACCAUGCGGGAAGCUCAAAUGUGGCAGAAGUUCGGCCAGGGUUACCGAUUGUCACAAAAAAUUCGCGGAAGAAUACAAGUUCUACCUUGCUGUUGAGAACUCAGUAUGUAAAGAUUAUACAACUGAAAAGUUGUUCAACUUUUUCAAUCAUAACCUGACAAUGAUACCCAUUGUUAAUGGACCUCAAAAUGUUCAUGAGUAUAUCCCAGAUGGAACAUAUAUAAACAUUCUUGAUUAUUCUUCGCCUUCAGAAUUAGCGAAGGAUCUCCGCAGGAUUGGAUCAAACGAAACACUUUACUCUCAAUAUCUACGAGAAAAGGACAAAUAUCAGGGUGACAGGUUUUCCUGGGAGGGAGUUUUAUGUCCAAUGUGUGCUAGACUACAAGAUAGUAGACAGACUGCACCUAUUUCUGAUAUUCAUUCUUGGAUAUGGAACGAUACGUGCAUCAAACCGUCAUGAAAGAUUCGUUUGCCAAUUAGAAAAUUUAUUUAUCUACUUUUUUUCUGAUAUAUGUGGAUUUAUUUCUAAAGAGUGUUCAAUAUCACAACUGUACAUACAAUAAUUCAAUAAAUCGCUUUGAAGUGUUGAUGGAGGAAUUUCUAAGUUUGGUUGAAUAUUACGUCUACCAGAUCUAUACGGACUUGACCGGUCGACAGAGGAUGUUCAUUCCUGUGAGGCAUCUGAUCCUACUUCCGUAAUUUCCGGGGGUCCGUGCACUGUUUAAAGAUUUGUUUUAUUCGUAGUUAUUUUUCCAAACCCUUAAUUAAAUUGGAAUCACUUUUAUCCAGUAAAUGUUCAACCAA